Nicotiana attenuata is the source of this 2781-nucleotide messenger RNA. RefSeq names its product F-box protein At5g07610-like. The record is from RefSeq and is a predicted model, not a curated record. NCBI's taxonomy places the organism in Eukaryota, Viridiplantae, Streptophyta, Magnoliopsida, Solanales, Solanaceae. Gene Ontology annotation, molecular function: protein binding. The transcript is spliced from 2 exons. Bases 136 to 1353 code for a protein of 405 amino acids.
AUAAAAUUGGAAAAAUGUUUUCCUUCCUACCAAACACACCCUAACUACGUAAAAUCUCUAAUUCCGCCUUCUAAAAAUCUCUGUCGCCCGGAAACCGUCCCAAGACACAAUCCUAGGGCCGGUUCUGGCGGGAGAAUGUCGGAAAGUUCCUUAAAUGAAAUCUCCGGUCACCGGUCGGCAGAUUUUCCGGCUUCAGUUACCGAAAUCACCGGAAAUGCUGAUCUAUUGACGGAGAUUUUCCUCCGGAUACCCCCAAAAUCCCUUCUGCGGUCCCAAACCGUCUGUAAAUACUGGUUUUCCCUUAUUUCAAGCCAAAGUUUCCGUCGACUUCAGUGCCGGAGAAAACACAGUUCCGGCAAAGUUGACGGACUCUUUUUCUGCUGGUGGGUUUGUGGAAAUGACCAUUUGGAGUUCAUCCCUUUCAACGGCAUGCCUAAAAACCAAAUGAGUAUGAUUCCUUUAGCAUUCAAGAAUCUUGCCACGUGUACAACUUCAAAGCUUCAAUCUUUACAUUCUUGUAGUGGAUUGUUCUGUAUUAACUUCAACUUGGGUGCUGAAAAUCAAGUAUGCUAUGUUUAUAAUCCCAGUACAAAUCAGCAUAGGUUGAUUCCACUUCCAAAUACAAAGCCUUUUGAGAUUGUGGUGAUGAAUAUGGCUUUUGAUCCAAUUGUAUCUGAUAGUUAUAGAAUUGUAUGUGUAAUGAAAUCAAAUGGGGUUUAUGAAUUUUCUGUAUAUUCAUCACAAUCUGGAAUUUGGAAAGAUUCUAAGGAAAUAUUGGAUAUAAAGCAAUUCUUUUUAGCUCAGGGUGUGUCCUUGAAUGGCUGUAUGCAUUGGGUUAGUGAAGGUGGGUCCUUUUUAAGGUUCGAUUUGGAUUCUUUGUGCUUUAAAACUAUGCCUAGCACUGUAAUUCCUAAUGGCUUGUUGAAAAGGAAUAUAAGGUAUUUUGGGCAGUCUGGUGGACAUUUGCAUCUUAUUGAGGUACAAGGUUUUAGUUCAAUGAAUUUUGAAGUUCUCGAGUUGGGGAGUGAUUAUCGUCAGUGGUUUGUAAAGUAUCGUGUUGAUCUUAGUGCUCUGCAUAUUGCAUAUCCACUGAUGUUGAGUGAAGAACUUGAUUCACUAGAUGUGAAUCGUCGAACGUGCAAUGUUAUAUCUGUUAUUGUUGAUGACAAGGAACAGACAUCAAGAUUUUUGGUAAGCAUGCCAGAAGUUAUUAUUGAAUAUGAUGCUCGUCGAAUGACUAUCAAGGAGGUUGCUGAUUUAGGGACAGCGAAGAUCCCUGUCAUGUGGGAAGAUGUUUCGGUGUUUGAAUGGUAUGACACCCACCAAUAUGUUGAGACAAUGGCUUGUGUCUGAUACUGCUAUGGCUUCUUUUAUAUAAGUUUACUUAAAGAAAAGAGCUGGUGAUAGAUGGACCUCAUUCAUGUAUGCCAAAUGAUGUGGUCACUUAUCACUGAAGACGCCUGCAUAUGAUGUAUGUGGUCUAUUUGCUGCAAAUAAAUCUUGGGUUUUUUUUUCUGCUUAAUAGCCUCAUCGCAUGGUACAUCAGAGAAUAGUAUCUGUUGCAGUCUUAAGUUUUCUUUCGCGAAGAACAAAAUUUGAAAGCUGUGGUUGCUCUCUUCAUUUGUAAAGUACCUAUGUUUGAUAAACUACUAGUUCCCUGCUGGUGUAGUUGAAGUGUAAAUGACUUAGUGUACAUUGGCAAUUUCAAGGUGGAUUAUGUAUAUGAUUUAUGAUUUGCUUGCUGCAUGUUCUGAGAGUUAUUUUCUUUGAUUGCAUUCUUGCACUUCUUGAAAACUAUGAAUCUAUUUCCACACAAGUUUCAUGAUGUCACUGAUGAUCCAAACAGAAAGGUGGCGAUAAAGAAGAGAAAUAAAUUAAAGGGGGAAUAGAAUAUUGAGGAAAAUUUUCUUCUUUAUCUCUGGUUUAAGAGGGGAAAGAAGAAUGAUCCUGUUCCCUUACCUACAUCUCCAUUAAAGAAACAUUUCUGUUAUCUUCCUUUGUUGAAACCACUAAAAGGAAUAAUUGGUUUCACUGUUUCCUUUCUUUUUAUCCAAAGACAAAUAGUCCAAGCGUGGUAUAUUGGAAAUCGACAACCUUUGAUCAUGUAAAAGAGUUGCGCAUUUACUUGAGAAGUAAAAACUUGAUUGUGGUCAUGAAGUGGCAGUUAGGGUGAGAGCCAUGUUUUGCCCUAUAUUGUAUCUUAUGAAUACCUUCCCAUAGAUUUUCUAGAGGAGUUUGGCAGAGAUGAUUACAUUGGUAAUCUAUUGUCUUCUUUUUAUUUUUCAUCGUACUACACUUGUUGCUGAUGACCUAACUGUUUAAGUGCGAUCUCAAGUUUUCUGGCAGGGGAUCCACCCUACUGUGUAUAAUCUGAGGUAAAAUAUUCUACUCAAGUCACACAGGCAGUGUGAUGUAGAGGAUGUGGUCGUUACCUGUCUCUUACACCUAUCAAAUCGACCACAAUGCCCUUGUUCAAUGGAGAAAAAGAUUUCCAAUCUUGCCAUAGAUUCUGUAUUCUCAAGGAUUCAUCUUCUGCAAACAAAGAAAUGAAUUAUCUUGGAACAUUAAGAAAUUUGCUGCAAUCUUAAGGAGAAGAUCGGCCUAGAGUAGCCUAAUCGAUCUGUUGCAUUUAUCACAUAAAUUAACUAAAGGUGAUUUUAGCCAUAGCCAUCCUUAGCAAGUACAUUGUUAAGACUUUUUGUUUAUUGCUGAUUUGCUGUCUAGGUCACAUUUCAUGUUGCAUCCAAAGGAAGUCAAAGAUUGAGUUUGAGCUUUUCGAUC